Molecule: messenger RNA, 349 nt
Organism: Mesitornis unicolor (brown roatelo)
Lineage: Eukaryota; Metazoa; Chordata; Aves; Mesitornithiformes; Mesitornithidae
Product: ras GTPase-activating-like protein IQGAP2
Exons: 3
Coding region: 19-336 (105 amino acids)
Biological process (GO): regulation of actin cytoskeleton organization
Cellular component (GO): cytoplasm
Molecular function (GO): actin filament binding; calmodulin binding; GTPase activator activity
Source: RefSeq, a predicted model, not a curated record
CCUCCCGGCGGCGGCAGGAUGUGCCAUGAGGAGCUGGCGUCCCUGCAGCGGCCCCACUAUGGCUCUAUUGUGGAUGAUGAAAGGCUUUCAGCAGAAGAAAUGGAUGAAAGGAGGCGUCAGAACAUUGCUUAUGAGUAUCUGUGCCACUUAGAAGAAGCAAAAAGGUGGAUGGAGGUCUGUCUGGAAGAAGAGCUGCCCCCAACUACAGAGCUGGAGGAAGGCUUAAGAAAUGGUGUUUACCUUGCCAAGCUCGCAAAAUUCUUUGCCCCUAACGUGGUGUCAGACAAAAAGAUCUACGAUGUGGAGCAGGCACGCUAUAAGGUAAUAGCUUUUUAAAUUCUCCCACUGA